CUCGGAAACCUCUCACUCUCAUGUUGGCAAAGCCACCUCGAUCAUUCAAUCCACGACGUCUGAAGUUAUGGCAGUCCCGGAAACUUCUACUGCCCAGCUCGAUGAUGCUACCGCAGAGCCAAAGACCGGCUUCAUGGGCCUUUCCGGCGAGUUGCGAAACUUUAUCUACCGCCUAGCUCUAGUAUCUAAGGAUCCACUUCUCGUCUACCUCGACAUUGACCCUGAACCAGAGAGGGAGGAGACCCCCGAACAUCUGCCAACCCAGCACGCCACAGAGAGACCUAGUAUGUUCACGAACGGACGUAUUAACAUCGCAAGACCGAAACCUAAACCCCUAGACAACCCGCCUACGGUCGCUCUUCUGCAAGUUUCGCGCCAGGUCCGCCGCGAAGCGAGAUCAAUCUACUAUGCCGAGAAUCUGUUCACAAUCCACAACGACUUCACCAAAUUCUACAUAAAUAGCAAGCUCGAAGAAACUCGCCAGAUUGAGCGAUUCCGCGCGUGGCAGAUCGACCUCGGCGACAGCCUGCAGUGGAUCAAGCGGCUCCACGUUUGCACCUACAAAUUCAUCGGCGCAGAGCUCGUCCCGUACGUCAUGUUCGCAACCGAGCAUCCAGACGUAUCCAUCGAAGUCAGCAGCAUGCACGGCGCGUGCGCCCGCUGUGAAGAGGACCGAACGGAACCCCCGGAACUCGUGCCGCUUGCGGAGAAACUCGCGAUCUUGAAGAGCCCGGGUUGGAUUGAAGAGCUCCAAGCGGGGAACAUUGAGGAGAUGUGCAUAUGGCGGCACCGUGAUAACCCCACUAGAGUACCACCACAUGGUGCUCACUAUACCAUAGUCGGUCCAAGGUGGUACUACCGAGUCGUCAAGGUUAGCUAUGGGAUCGAGGCGAGUAGGCGUAUCAAAGGUGCUCGGAAGUGGCAAGAGUUGUGCGAGAAGCUCAGUCAGCAUUAUGAGUUCACUUUGGAGCCUCUGAAGUUACGGAAAGGGCCUAGCUAUUUGAUGAAAGUUGCGCCAAGGCAUCGAUCCGAAAGAUGAGACGGAUACCCACUAGGCGAAUCCUUCGUCCACAUGCGCAUAGGUGUGGCAAGGCCAAGAGCUGGUUCUGGCGAACUGUGGACGUCUGCUAGGUCCGAAGGGCUGGAAAAACUCACGAGAGAGCUGAAAGGGUCCAUAACUGGUAUCGGUGUUGCAUGGAGGGCUUUCUGGCAAUGGCGACUUAUUUCAAUAUUCCUUUGCAUACUACUGCUCUUUUUCCCGGUUGGAUUUAAGUUAGUAUUUCCUUCCCCUCCGAAGACCUCAUAAUGAACCUAGACUUUCCAAGACUAGAUAAAGAGAAAAUGCCAAUAAAUGGACAAGCAACCUCACCUACACAACAAUGAGCUAUAAAACUCCUAUGCAUGCUUUCACCGAAAAAAAGUGACACUCAGUAUCUGUUGGUUUGCGGGC
Mytilinidion resinicola is the source of this 1450-nucleotide messenger RNA. RefSeq lists its product as uncharacterized. The record is from RefSeq and is a predicted model, not a curated record. NCBI's taxonomy places the organism in Eukaryota, Fungi, Ascomycota, Dothideomycetes, Mytilinidiales, Mytilinidiaceae. The transcript has a single exon. Bases 68 to 1039 code for a protein of 323 amino acids.